Populus trichocarpa (black cottonwood) is the source of this 1444-nucleotide messenger RNA. RefSeq names its product probable E3 ubiquitin-protein ligase RHB1A. The coding region runs from base 270 to 854 and encodes 194 amino acids. The transcript is spliced from 5 exons. Lineage: Eukaryota; Viridiplantae; Streptophyta; Magnoliopsida; Malpighiales; Salicaceae. The record is from RefSeq and is a predicted model, not a curated record. Gene Ontology annotation, molecular function: ubiquitin-protein transferase activity.
CGUAAUCUUUCUGAGAUACCCAUUAAUUAACUAGGCUAAAAGGGACGAGUCGACUCAGACCCAGACUCAAUUGGAUAAAUGAGUGGAAUGCAACAACAGAACAAAGUAUAAAGCAACAAAGGUGAAAUUACAAAAUCACUGCACUCUUCAGCUCCUCUCCACCCUUUCCUUUCCUUUUCUUCUCACCGAAUCGAAUUUUGCUUCCGCAUCUCUCUUCAGGAAGCUAUGCUACAGCCAUUGGUUGAAUAACAGUAAUAAAAUUGCAGGGAAUGGGAGGUUGCUGUUGUUCUUCAAGGAAACCUCAUUUACACGGAACGCCCGUGUAUUACUAUUGUCCACCAGCUUUGGAAGAGCAUGGAUCCUUAACAUCUCACAACGGCGCAGCCUCUGCAUUCACUGCAGGUCUCCUGGUCGAAUUGCAUUUGAAUACAUCAACGCCUGAUACUUUCCGCCCCCCUCCUGCACCUCUGCCAUAUGAUGUGAUUUUGGGAUGUCCACAGUCACCGUUUUCUGAAUCUGUUCAAGAAACAAUUAGUCGUGGUAGUUUUGGAACGUUGGCAACAUGUGAAGAUCUUGAUGAAUUGGACUGCGAAACUCAAGCCAGUUCAUUGCUUGUCUCUCCAAGGAAGUCAGAAGUGACAAAAUUACAUGAACCUGUUGCGUCCGCAACAGAAGAGGAAGAUGCUUGUCCCAUAUGCCUUGAAGAAUAUGACUUGGAGAAUCCAAAACACAUAACAAACUGCGAGCAUCAUUUUCACCUCUCCUGCAUUCUAGAGUGGAUGGAAAGGAGUGACACCUGCCCCAUAUGUGACCAGGAAGUAAUAUUGACCACAACUUCAUUUAGUUGUUGUUAAUGCUCUUUGAGAUGGAGGUUUAUUUGUUUUUUCAAUUAAGAGCUUGCCAACUUUAGUGGGCUGCAGAUGGUGUCAGUUCUGUCUCACAACUGGUCAGCAGAGUGCCCCCUGGUUCAUUUUUUAAUUUGGUCUUACUUGGUUUGAAGGGUCAACUUAUCAUUUAUGCGGUUCCUCUGGAGAAGUUCAGAGGUAAAGGAAUGAAGUUUAGCAAAACAUGGAAACAGGUUUCUCUCUGUUCGUGCCCCCUUGUCCUUGUUAAUACUUUGGUUGCUAGUUAUGGAAUGGAUGUGCAGAUAUCUACAAGGUUGUUGAAGGGAGUACAUGCAAACAAUUCACCUCCAAGUUAAAAGCAAAUGGUCUGUCCUGUCUUCCAUGUUGGGUCAGCAAACUAUUUUUCUGUUUCCUAUGCAUAUUAUCUUCUACUUGUUUGUCGUAUGCUGCAUAUAGUUGUUCUUUUGCACUGGGUGAUUUGUAAAUUACGACUGUUAGUUUUGGAUGGAUUCGACAUUUAGGAUUAGAUGAAUGUAUGAAAAGUGUAAUGAACAAUGAAAAGUUAUACUGUAUUUACAUGAACUCAGAUUGACAUGGCA